Molecule: messenger RNA, 1243 nt
Organism: Amorphotheca resinae ATCC 22711
Lineage: Eukaryota; Fungi; Ascomycota; Leotiomycetes; Helotiales; Amorphothecaceae
Exons: 4
Coding region: 1-858 (285 amino acids)
Source: RefSeq, a predicted model, not a curated record
AUGGCCCCGGAUCUCAGCUCGGACGACGAUGACGGUUUCCUGCACGAGGUGCUCGCUGAGGGUCAGUUGGUUGUCAUCUUGGUUGAAAGAGCUGUUGGUAAUUUGGCUGCUCAAGAUCUUGAAACCAAUUACGAAAAGUUCCAUGGGGAGUGUCCUUCAGUCAGGAUCAAGAGGGAGAAAUACACAGACACCGUGCAAAUUUUGAGUCUCCUGAAAGUACCUAAAAUCAAUGAUGGCGCUGGUGAGACGCCACUAGGAAUUCUGGGGCCACGGUCUUCGGAAGACAAAUUCUCUCUCAACCAGUAUAUGCUGGAGACUACUGAAGCUCAGGCGAACGUGAUGAGAGAAAUUGCCAAGGCAGCAACCAGGCAGGUUGAAAUCAAGAUCGGUGCUCACAUGCCAAUCUGUCAAUAUCAUCGCAAAACAGGAAGGAUUCGAACUCCUCGGGAGCACUCAGAUUCGGAGUCCAGCUCAUCAGGUGAUGAUACGGGAUCAAAUGCGGAGACAGAUGGAGAUAAGUCUAUUAUGACUUCGGAAGCCCGAUACUCUCCAUCAUCUUCUGGAUAUCGACAGCAUUGUGAGGCCAAGGUCACUUCCUCGUCCUCUUUUACUCUAUCCGCCGGGAGUAAUGGGCGCUGGAUCAGGACUUCGACCGGCAAAUAUAGUAUCAAUCCAGUGAAGUGCCCACCCUGUGCUAGACGCAAGAAGGGGACAAAAUGCCGUGGCGGGCCACCUUGUCGAGAAUGCUGGAGUAAAGGUCGAAGGAGUGCUGUGUUGUGCCAGGAGUGGAGCGAAGACUGUGAUAUUGAGAUGGAGCAGGAGAUAAGGGAUGGAGAGAACGAGACUCCUCGACUAUGAAACAUACUCGAAGAAUAAAACCAUAGAGAUGGAUAGACGAGGUGUCUUGCAAUAGAUAGAGCGUCUCGAAGCAGGCAGACUAAGAAGUAAAUACUAGGGGUUCCCCAAUUUUUGAGUCACCUCCUGUCCCUCGUCCUCUUCCUCGCUACCUUGCGCAUCUCAACCAUAUGAGCUAAUUACAAGCACAGCCCUUCUCGGGCUUAAUAAAAUGAAGCUAAGCAUGAUUGUACUCUAUGGUACAAUGUGUGCAGUAAGGAUACUGCACACAUGCUCUUGAGAAGUUUAUUCCAGAAACGUGACUAACAACCACAAAUUUCAGUGGAAGAGAUAUUGCAGGUGUAGGGACUAGAGCUGGGCAAUUGGAACCCGGAAUAAUGACUUAGAC